AUGUCUCUGAGUAACCAUCCCAAAGCCUAUGGCUCGGCCGCCCUAGCGCUCGCCUUCACGGCCGGCAUUCUCGUCACCCUAGGCUUCAAAGACUUUUAUCCGGACCUCGAACGCCGGUACCAGCGCCGUCGCAACCGCCGCGCGCGCAACAACACAUCCACCGCGGACCCCUCGCGGCGUAGCAGCCUCUUCUGGGGCCCGCCCGUGCAACUCGAAGACCACGAGACUGCAUCCGAAGCCGAUGAAGCGGCGGCUGCCGCUCUUCUCACCACCCUCGGCGGUUCCGCCUGGAACCCGCCGCUGAUCGCGGACGGCGUGGCGGGCGCCAUCGGCAACACGCCCCUCAUCAAGAUCCGCUCCCUCAGCGAGGCCACGGGGCGCGUCAUCCUCGCAAAAGCAGAGUUCCUGAACGCGGCCGGCAACACGCCCAAGGACCGUGUUGCGCUGUCCAUGAUCGAGGGCGCCGAGGCCGCGGGCCAGCUCGUCCCCGGCCGCGGCGACACCAUCUACGAGGGCACCGUCGGCAGCACGGGCAUCUCCCUGGCGACGCUCGCGCGCGCGAGGGGCUACCGCGCGCACAUUUGCAUGCCCAACGACAUGGCCAUGGAAAAGGUUGACCUGCUCCGUCACCUGGGCGCCACCGUCGAGCGCGUGGACCCGGCGCCGAUCGCGUCGCCGGAGCACUUUUUCGAGAACCCGGCCAACUUUGCGGCGCACCUGCACACCACCGGUCCGGAGAUCGUGUACCAGACCGGCGGGAAGCUGGACGCCUUUGUCGCCGGCGCGGGGACGGGCGGUACCAUCGCGGGCGUGGCCAAGUACCUAAAGGAGGAGGCCAACGUGCCGGGCCUGCAGGUCGUGCUGGCGGACCCCCAGGGCAGCGGGUUGUACAACAAGAUCCGGCACGGCGUCAUGUACUCGAGCACCGAGAAGGAGGGCACGCGGCGGCGGACGCAGGUCGACACCAUCGUAGAGGGCAUCGGCAUCAACCGCGUCACGGAGAACUUUGAGGCCGGCAGGGAGCUCAUCGACGACGCGAUCAAGGUCACGGACGAGCAGGCGUGCCGCAUGGCGAGGUGGCUGGUGGAGAACGACGGCAUUUUCGCCGGCAGCAGCAGCGCGGUCAACUGCGUUGCGGCGGUCGUGGCGGCCUCGAGGCUUCCUGAGGGCAGCCAGGUCGUCACUAUCCUGUGCGACUCUGGCACGAGACAUCUCAGCAAGUUUUGGAAGCAUGUGGCGGCGAUGGGCCUGGAGGAGGACGAUCACUCAGCUGAUCUAUUCUCAGUGCUCAAGAUCGACCCGGCGAAGAAGUAA
Molecule: messenger RNA, 1314 nt
Organism: Colletotrichum scovillei
Lineage: Eukaryota; Fungi; Ascomycota; Sordariomycetes; Glomerellales; Glomerellaceae
Product: pyridoxal-phosphate dependent enzyme
Exons: 2
Coding region: 1-1314 (437 amino acids)
Cellular component (GO): cytoplasm
Molecular function (GO): cysteine synthase activity
Source: RefSeq, a predicted model, not a curated record